CGCAUAAGAAACUAACUUUUCUGGGGGAACAGAGCGAGCGGAGCGCCCCCUUUGUAAUUAAAGUGAGGGGGAGCGCAGACGUGCCACAUCACAAUCCAAAUGGAAUACAAAUGGAUCAAAAUGAACUCUAUUAUCUUCACGUUUAAUAUAUUCGCUAUAUCCGUCUGGUCCGCUCCUCCGCGGUGCGAACCGGGAGACGAAAUUUUAGGUAAUGUAUGAUUUAUUCUAAGCCGGAUACUACAGUCUUCUGGAUGCAGUUGUACUUCAUGAGCGAAAUACCAGAACUGAUUGCAACAAAUGUUUACAGUGUUUUGGGAGAUGCAGGGAAUCAGCCGAAGAAAAACCCAGGUGCGCGGAUAUGGUGCUGGGAUACUGCGACGACAUGCCCUACUCCCAGUCCAUCUUCCCCAACCUGCUGGACCAGCGCUCACGGCAGGAGGUGGAGACGAGCAUAGAGUACCUGCUGCUCAGCGUGUAUAACUCGCUGCUGGGCGGGGAGUGUAACCCAGACCUGCGCUUGCUGUCGUGUUCGGUGGUGGUACCACGCUGUGACCGCGACCGAGCUGUCAAGCCCUGCCGCUCCACCUGCGAGCAAGUGCGCAAGUCUUGCAUCCACGCCUUCGAAGGCAUCCAGAUGGCCUGGCCCUAUUUCCUGGACUGCGACCGCUUUUUCGUCAGUGAUGAGGAAGGGUGCUACGACCCCCUAGAAGGUCUGAGAGCCAGGCAAGAGGUAGCCCUGGCCGAUAUCGCCCCGGAGGAGCCGUCGACAAUCAUCCAGUUCAUCUACCACUCCAACACCCAGAUGGUGAACAUGCUGAAGAAGACGGCCUCACGGUGCUCCCACAUCUCCAGGACCUACAGCAUCGGAAGAAGCCUCGAGGGAAAGGACCUUCUGGUCAUCGAAUUUUCAGAAAACCCAGGCGGCCACGACCUAUUGGAACCUGAGGUGAAGUACAUCGGCAACAUGCACGGGAAUGAGGUGCUGGGCAGAGAGCUGCUCAUCUACCUUGCUCAGUACCUGUGUUCUGAGUAUCUGCUGGGCAACGAGCGAAUCCAGACGCUCAUCAACACCACCCGCAUCCACAUCCUGCCCUCCAUGAACCCUGAUGGCUAUGAACUGGCUGCCGCAGACGUAGAGGAUAGCAAUGAUCCAGAAAAUCAGGAAGGCCCGAGGUACGACGCAUGGACCAGUGGCCGAACCAACGCACAGAACAUCGAUCUAAAUCGGAACUUCCCUCAGCUGACAUCCAUCGUCUAUAGUCGCCGGAGAAACCGGCGAUAUCGCAGUGAUCACAUUCCCAUUCCAGAUUCCUACUGGUUUGGUAAGGUGGCGCCUGAGACAUAUGCAGUGAUGAAGUGGAUCAGGACCGUCCCCUUUGUGAUCUCAGCCAGUUUCCACAGUGGGGACCUGCUUGCCUCCUAUCCAUUCGACUUCUCUAAACACCCUUUGGAGGAAAAGAUGUUUUCACCAACCCCAGAUGAGCAGGUCUUCAAGCAGUUGGCGAGAACUUACGCUGAUGCCCAUGCUGACAUGGCCGAUAAAAACACUGAGAGGUGUGGGGGUACCUUUGCCAACAACGGGGGCAUCGUUAAUGGUGCCCAGUGGUACAGCUUUGCAGGAGGAAUGUCUGACUUUAACUACCUUCAUACAAACUGCUUGGAGAUCACUGUGGAGCUGGGCUGCGAUAAGUUCCCAGCUGAGGAAGAGCUCUACACAGAGUGGAAGCGGAAUAAGGAAGCUCUUCUGAGCUUCAUGGAGUCGGUGCACCGCGGGAUAAAAGGGAUAGUUAAAGACCAAAAGGGUAAAGGGAUCAAAGGAGCCAGAGUGUCGGUGAGAGGAAUCAGACGCGACAUCACCACAGCUGAGGAAGGUGACUACUGGCGUCUGCUAGCCCCCGGCGUGCAUAUCGUGACGGCCCAGGCCCCCGGCUACACCAGGGCCACCAAGAAGGUGUUCCUGCCCACACGCAUGCAGCAGGCCGGCCGCGUCGACUUCCAGCUGAAGCCCGUGGUCCUGGAGCCGGGCAUGGAGGACCUCCACAUCCCACUAACGGACACCUACGACCGCUUCGACCCGUACAACCAGUUCGAGCGCUACACCAUGUCGGAGCUGCACCAGGGUGGAGAUGAGGGCCCUGAGAAGCCGUGGUGGUGGUCCUACUUCAGCCAGACCGGGGGCGCCACCCCAAACUGGCUCCUGAGGAACAACUAAAGCUUCCUGAGGGACCGUAUAACAUAAGCUUUGCAUCCAUCACAUCCUGGUGUCACUAAGUGUUUCUCAAUAUGUGUACUUGGCCGUACUUGUGUUCUCAUGUACCCGUUUUGCAUCAUCUCCCGCUGCCGUAGACCAGUUCCAAUACUAAGAUCGGAAGUACAGAGGACGGUAAAAAUCCCCUGAUGUCAUUCCUGCCCUGCCCCAAAUAUAAAGGAUACAUUGGUUGCAUCCUUGCCGAAUGAGACCAAUCCCAAGAUUCAUUGUGCCCCAAGUUCAUUCUUCAAAGGCAAGUUAGCAAGACCGUUCUUGCCGAGACCCCAAGUAUGAUCUUAGCGUUCUUCUUGGUAUUUAGAAACGACCACUAUCUACAGUCACACUGACUCCAAAGGACGCCCCCCCCCAUCCCCUAGAAGCACUCCCACCCUCCUGGUGAUUGGGUUGAGUUAUACUGGUCCAAGCCAGAACCAACAAGCUCCACCACCAAUCACACGGUUAGAGUGUAUACAAAGUAGAACAGAUGGCAUUGCAUUGCUGACCCAUGUACCAAUCACAUCUUCCCUUGCAUUCCCAGUGUAUCAUAUGCAGCCCAGAAAACAUCUUUUGUCUUCCCCCAUUGGACAGUCCGUGUCAGUGUGUUUUUAUUCUGUGGUUAAUGCCUUCUUAAGGUUACUGUGUUGCCAUUGCCUGGCAAACAGGUGUCAUUGAUGAGAGAGAUUCACGCUGAGUAAGUACUGCUGACUGCCCUUACGUUUCAAAGCAAACCAUAGCAAUCUGAGCCUUUUGUGUCUUUUACCCAAAAUGCCUCAGAAGACAGUAACUAUGGUGUAAUUAAAACAUCCUGACAAAGGUGUGUAUCUACAGAACGAACCUGAUGUUUCUCUUUUGCUGAAGAUGCACAAAAAGAUACCACUUGGCACUCCAUAAAGGUUGUUUUAACAAUGUUAAAGUUACUAUUAAAUUACAAUUAAUUUUACUAUACAUGAACUGUAUUAAUAAUAGUGAGAGUACUCGAUUAACACAAAAUGGCACCAAUUCAGUUCAGUUUUCAGCUAACAAGGGUUUUUCUGCCUGUCACACCGAUAUCUGAUGUCUGCCACAAUGGAAUUAGCACGGUGAGCUAAGCUGCACUAGCUUGUCCUCGGGUCUGCCACUGAAAUCCUCUGCUUCCCCCAGAGAAUUACUCAGAGGAGUAAAAAGCUUUUACCUGGCCUUUCGGAUUUUAAUGGAGACAAACUGUCAAGAAGCAUAUUAAGUGUUACUCUAGUAUGCUGAAAUCUCGGGAGUCAGCGUCAUCAGCGAUGCCACAAUCAAUGCAUCAUUUGGUCGAUCUGCAUAUUUUCUAAAGUGUGACUCAGGACUGGGUUAGUAAAACCAAUGACAGCUGAGCAACAUGUUUUUUUGGAAAUGCAUUUUUUUUUUAAUCUUCCUGAACCACCAUGGCCUUCAAGCCACAUUGCUCCUGGUUAAAAUUCAAGGUGAAAAAAGAUGCAAUAUAUUGAUGACAUAACAUCUCCAUUCAAUCAGUAAACAGAGCAACUAACAUCGGAGAAACCUUUUGUUAAACGACCCACAAAUACCUACCAUCAAUUCGACUUAAUUGCUGCACACUAGUGAAAGUCCUAAAAUGAACACUAGAGGUCACUGUUCCCCAGCAAUAUUAUAACUUUACCGUGUAUAGAAAUAUGCUUUUCGAUUAUAAACAUGUGUUAAUCAUUAAACAAAUCUAAGAUUA
This is a messenger RNA of Paramormyrops kingsleyae, 3947 nucleotides long. Its product is annotated as carboxypeptidase Z. Gene Ontology annotation, molecular function: protein binding; metallocarboxypeptidase activity; zinc ion binding. The record is from RefSeq and is a predicted model, not a curated record. Lineage: Eukaryota; Metazoa; Chordata; Actinopteri; Osteoglossiformes; Mormyridae. Gene Ontology annotation, biological process: protein processing; peptide metabolic process.